Molecule: messenger RNA, 3027 nt
Organism: Neolamprologus brichardi
Lineage: Eukaryota; Metazoa; Chordata; Actinopteri; Cichliformes; Cichlidae
Gene: unc119a2
Product: unc-119 lipid binding chaperone a2
Biological process (GO): visual perception; positive regulation of protein tyrosine kinase activity; negative regulation of caveolin-mediated endocytosis
Cellular component (GO): spindle midzone; centrosome; intercellular bridge
Molecular function (GO): lipid binding
Source: RefSeq, a predicted model, not a curated record
CACGAGCCGGUCUCUGCGCCACUGAGACGCUCUCCCUCCCCUCCUCCUCCACCUCGUCAACGGCAACAGCCAUCUGCCGCCUCUUUUAAUUUCAAACCCAGCAGAUUUCCCCACAAACGUCCAGCUUCACUUGACAGAACACAAACUGCGUUUGACGCUGUGGAGGACAGCUCGCUCUCCGCACGUAUUGCGCUGGAGCAGGAAGAGAGCCGGGGCACAUUUCGCACACGAGACUCCGUCUGCGGAGACAGGCUGUGGGAAAGACGAAGCGGAUUUGAAUUAAGCACCGGAUAACAGGCAGCAACUCUGCAUCCUUCGGUGAGGGAGGGAGAGGAGGGAGGCAACUGUUUUGUAGCUAUCUUGGAAGCCCUGGGUUAGGAGAGGGGGGAGGAGGAGCGGAGAAUGAGCUAUUCUUGCACCAGCAGAGGCAACAGCCAGGACCCGUCAAGCGCUAAGAAGCCCGCCGGUAGUAAUCCAGCCAGAGACGCCGGAGGCACCGACAGCGGCACAGACAGCACCAGUAACGGCAGCCCCAAGCAGACGGCGGCGAUGAAAGUGAAGAAAGGCUGCAACUCGACCGACGUGGGGGUCCCGGUGACCACCGAGGAGCAACUGCUCGCCAGCACUGUGAUCACUCCGGAGGAUGUUCUUGGCUUGCAGAAGAUCACAGAGAAUUAUUUGUGUAGCCCAGAGGAGAACAUUUACAACAUCGACUUCACCAGGUUCAAGAUCAGAGACAUGGAGACCGGCACAGUGCUGUUUGAAAUCACCAAACCCCCGUCUACAGAUAAAGGAAGUGAGAAGAGGGAUAUUGACCCAAAUGCCGGCCGAUUCGUCCGUUACCAGUUCACCCCUGCGUUUCUCCGACUGCGGCAAGUCGGAGCCACUGUUGAGUUCACAGUCGGAGACAGACCGAUAGAGAAUUUCAGGAUGAUUGAAAGGCACUAUUUCAGAGAGAAGUUGCUCAAGAGUUUUGACUUUGAGUUUGGCUUCUGCAUGCCCAGCAGCAAGAACACCUGUGAACACAUCUAUGAGUUCCCACCUCUGUCUGAAGACAUCAUCAGAGAGAUGAUCCUGCACCCGUAUGAGACACAGUCGGACAGCUUCUACUUUGUGGACAAUAAGUUGGUGAUGCACAACAAGGCAGACUACUCGUACAAUGGCGGGACGUAGAGGUGGCACACUAACAGGAGAGCAAGCGGAGUUAUGGACUAAACCCGAGGGGCGAUCAAAAUACACGUGUGGGGUUAACGUCCUGUUGAUCCUGCAGUCCCUCUCCCUGUAUCUCUUUCUCUCCCUCUUUGUUUUUCCUUCUGAGAGGAUGCCGUCAAGAAAAGGCCCACACAGAUGUGACACUUAUAAUCUGUGAGAGAGAGUGUGUGUGUGUGUGUGUGUGUAAGCACAUCAAAGCCUAACAGGAAACACACAUACACACACACUGAUGCACACAGCUCGGUGUGGCGUUGCUGUAACAAAGUGUGUUUGUAACAUGAUAAACUUGCAAGUAAGCAACUUUUUAGGAAUUAUCAAAUGGUUUUUGCUCUCUAGCCACGUCAUGAAGUGAAAAACGAAAAAAAUCUUUAAUUAUUGGUAGAAAUUAUUUACAUUUUAGGGUUUAGAAACGCGUCUGAAAACGUGUUUUUAGGACUUAAAAACAGUCUUUUGGAAAUCUGUUCUCAGAUUCAGUGAGUCUGUGUGUUUUGUAUGCGUGUGUGUGUUUGUAUGUGCGUGUGUCUACCCUUGCUUUUAGUGUCUUUUUUAUGAUUGUCUGUGUGUAUAAGUUUGAAGCAUGAUUCAUUUAAAUGUCAAUAACAUGACCAUCUGGUUGGCAAAGUUCAAAUAGAUUUCCAAAACCGUUUAGUGCAUAUUCUACAAAGUAGGCAGUAAGUAGUUAUUUUGUAUUUAUAAUUCCCUCCCCUGUCCCUUUAUUCCUUUUAGUUCUCCAGUCAUGUGACCUGUAUCAACCGUAGGACUUGUGUUUAUUGUAUCUGCUCAAAGCACAACAUUUUACAACAAUCAGGAAACUUAUAAAGACAAACUGAGCUGAUAUGAAAUGUACUUUGUCAUCUGUGAAAAUUCAACUGUACUUCCAGCCCCAUGUUUCGUUGUUUAAGUGAUAAAGAAAACUUUAGAGAGGUGCAAAUUAUGUGUUUCAAAAGAGACGAAAAGGAAAACAUGGGUUAGCAAAUGUUCAUGUUCACCCUGAAAUGUUCUGCAAAAAAAGAAAGGUAAGGAAUGUAGCAGCAGCUACUUAAAGAACAGGUCACCCUUAAAUCUCUUCCAUUCUGUUGUUUCUUCCUGCAGUCGUUCUCGUCAUGUCUUGUGUGAUGCGGAUAUUUUCUCUUUCUCAGUUUUUUUCCCCUGUAAUAUCUUAUUUUCUGUCAAAUUGUUUUCAUUUAGAGACAUACCAGCGAUUUGGACCCAAGUAUUGUGAUCCGAACACAGGAUUGCUCCAUACUGUAAUAUGCUCACUGUGCUUUUUGUCUGUUUGUGCUGAGACUCAAGAGCAACCACGUAGUUUCCUGCAUUUUUUUCCCCUCAUCACACACUCUAAUUUGAUGCACUAGAGAUUGAUAUUAGUUUAUGUGACUGAUGAUUUUAAUGAGUCUAAAUUUAAAAUGCAGUUAAUUUAGACAGAUACUGCAUCGUAUUUGCAAACACUCACAAGUCUAUGAAUAACAGGCCAACUAAAUCAAAGUUACUCAAAUGUACCUGCGGGGUGUUCAGAUUAACAGAGGAAAUUGUGGAUUGAUUCAAACUGGCACUGCUUUGUUGAUUUCGUCCUGCACAACAGACAAAGUAUGAAACAUUUAUAAUAGUUGUGAAAUGAACAGGAGGGGACUCAGAUUUGACUUAAUCAGAGAUUAAGCCAAUUAACUUGAAUGUUAUUUAAAAAAUGUAAUACAGAUAUGUAGAACAGAUUUAUAUAUGACUGUGACUCGUGCAAAUUAUUUUGAACUCGGGAAGUUUUUGACAAUACAAAUGUUGGUGUGACUGAAAAAAGUAAAAAUAAAAGAUUUUGAAAUA